AUGGGCAAGAUGCCAAGUGAGAAAUUAGACAAGACCUUAAAGCCUCUCGAGAGGCCAAAUGUCCAGACCCAGGCAGAGAAGGAUCUCACCUUCCUGUGUGCUUGCGUCAAAAAUUGCAAUUCCAUGUCCAAGCCUAUCUCAGAGGAGCUUGGAAUAACAAUCGGUGUCGCUCGUACGCGACUCUACUACAUCGAAAAGCGGCUCGAAAAGCGGGACAAGAAUAUGGACAAGAAUGACCUGGAAGAGAAGUCAGAAUAA
Messenger RNA from Penicillium argentinense, 258 nucleotides. RefSeq lists its product as uncharacterized. Lineage: Eukaryota; Fungi; Ascomycota; Eurotiomycetes; Eurotiales; Aspergillaceae. The transcript has 2 exons. The record is from RefSeq and is a predicted model, not a curated record. Bases 1 to 258 code for a protein of 85 amino acids.